Astrephomene gubernaculifera is the source of this 4280-nucleotide messenger RNA. NCBI's taxonomy places the organism in Eukaryota, Viridiplantae, Chlorophyta, Chlorophyceae, Chlamydomonadales, Astrephomenaceae. The record is from the annotation of a GenBank genome assembly.
CCUGGGAGGAGCUGCUGGCAGUGGCCUCCGCCGUGAAUGGCAGCGACUUCAACGGGGAUGGCAAACCCGACUACUCCAUUUGCUGGCAGGUAGAGGACUGCCUGGAGUCCUCCGCGGUGAUGGUGCAGGUCCUGGCGCCCCUGGUCCAGUCCAUGGGUACGGCACACGGCUGGUUGUUCGACCCAUGGGACAUGCAGCUGCUGGUGAACAGCACCGCCAUGAAACGGGCGCUGGAGCUGUUUCAGGGGCUGCAGUCCGUGACUUACCCGGGGCCCCGCUGUAACCUGGCUCACAUGGAGUUCGUGAUGGGUGCAUGCGCCUUCACAGUCAAGUGGAGCGAGCAGUUCAAGGUAACCGACUACUAUGUGAAGGCCCUCCGCGGCCGGGUGGGAGUGGCGCAGCUGCCGGGCUCCACCCACGUGUUGGACCGAACCACGGGUCAGUUGGUCCCCUGCACCGCCAGCAUCUGCCCCUUCGCCCGCACCGAGCAAGAUGCCAGGACGGGGCAGGCUGUGCUGGUCAACCGGGCGCCGCAUUUCGGGUUCGGGAGCUUCUCCGGGGCUGCGAGGCGGAGUGCGGAUGCGGGCUACCAGCAGGCGGUGUACCGCUUUUUCGCCAACCUGGCUAGCAGGGACCUCAGCUGGACGUUCGUGUUGGAUCCUAGUUCCCCCGUGGGCCCCUUCCGCUACUCGCAUGUGGACACGGCAAACAUACACAGGUGGGUGGAGGCCGGGUACGACGGCAACGACACCGUUGAGUUCCUGGCCGCCUGGAAGGAGAGCCUCGUCAACCCCAACCUGGCCCUAGACAUCCGCAUCCUGGACUCCUUCAAGUACAGAUCCAUCCUGGGUGACGCCGCGACCAACAUCUCCCGCAACCUCUCCACCCCCCUGGACGAGCUCUUCACCGCGGUCGUGCAUCAGAUGGCCCUGGUGCUGGCGGAGAGUGGCGGGGUGGACAAGGUCCGUGCCGCCUACCGCACCGCCCUGGGCUACUCCUCCUCCACCCCCCCACCGCCUCCGGAGCUCUUCAUCGCUCACCCGCCUCCCGCGCCCGCCCCGCCGCCUCCCGCCUCGUCCUCCGGCCCCUCUACGCUAGGAGCAGUGGCAGGGGGGACGGUGGCGGCAGUGGUGGCGGUGGUGGGGUUGCUGAGCUUGGCGGGGUACUGGCUGUGGGCCAGAAGCCAAGGUCGCGGCCUGCUGGGCUCCACGCUGCCCCCCAAGCCCGGCCCCGAAACCACGCUGCUGGUGGCCUGCCUGCCCGACCUGCCGCUGCUGAUGAGGGAGCUGCCGGAGCCGCUGGUUGCACGGGCCCUAUCGCAGUACCUCGCCUUCAUGCGACGCUUGCUAAAGCAGCACAAGGGCUAUGAGGCGCUAGCCGCACCAGCAGCAAUCCAGCAGGCGGCUGCCGGUGGUGACAGCGGAGGCUUGGGUGAGCCGGUUUUCGCUGCUGGCGGCACCGCCCGAGCCAGCUCUACCCUAGGCUUGACGGCUUUACAUGGCGGCGGCGGCGGAGGCGGCACUAGUGGCGGCGGUAGCGGCGAGGAGGCGGACGAAAAUUUCGGCCCCACUCGACAAGUCAGCAGCGUCCCCGUAAUUGGUGCCGCGGCGGCGGCGGCGGCCGCUGUCGCCGCGACGGAAGCGGCGGUUGACGCCGCCGUCACCUCUGCCGCUGCAUCGGAAAUGGCAGCGGUGGCGACGGCGCCGCUUGCGCCGAACAGCGCUUUCAGGCUUGGUGAAUUAGCAGGCGAGGGUUGGUUCAUGGUUUGCGCCUUCAGUACGGCACGAGAUGCCGUACGGUUUGCUGCGGCGGCGCAGCAGGGCCUUAUGCGGCUGGACUGGCCGUCGCUGCUGUUAGAGCACCCGGCCUGCAUGCCGCUGUACGCGCUGUCGGCUGCCGUACUCUCUAACCAUCCGACACGCCUCCACAGCACGCAGCCGUACGGCAACACCAGCGGAGGUGGAGGCGACGGUGUCGGCCGGGUUUCAGAGCCGUCCCCUGGGCCCCCCCAUGCCAAACUCAGCAUUGCAAGCCCAGCUUACUACAACAACAGCAGUCAUCACAACCCCAGUAACCCCUCCAUGCACAGUCUCAUACCGCAUGGAACCUAUCACGACCGGGGAGGGCCUGGAGGCGGCGGCAGCGGUGGUGGUGGUGGCGGUAGCGUAGCAGCGGCAACAUGCGCUGGCGUCGAUGGUUCUUCCGUACAUUCCGUGCAUGCCGUACAUCAUGUAGUGCACACCGUACAUGCUGGCGCUGCAGCGGUUAGCUGUAGUAGACCGUCCGGUGCCGCCCCUGUGGGAGAUCCCCACCUGCCGCCUGCUCGACCCAAGCCGGAACGAGGCACCAGCGCCAUCGUGCGCUCGCUGCUGGCCCGCCGGCACCGCGUGCUGGACCUCUUCCACACUGCCGGCAGCAGAGGGGGCAGCGAGGCGCCCUCGCGCUCGCACAGCUCCUGCCAGUCCAUCAUGAGGACGAAUGGGGAGGUGCAGUCGCUGUACAGCAGUCGCGGAGGCGGCGCGGGAGGAGGAGGAGGAGGAGGAGUCGGGCUGUCGCCUUCGCUGUCGCCAGCGCUGCGAGGAAGACCGGCGGCUGGUGUGGGGGUCCAGCUGGGAGCAGCAGCAGCGGCAGCGGGGGGCAGUACGUGUGUGAGUGGCGGCGGUGCAGCUGCCGGGGCGUUGGCCGGGGCUGCUGGCUCCUCAUAUGACGGCAGCCCCCAGCAACAACAGCUCCAGCAACAGCAGUCACAGGUGGAAACCCACCGGCAGAGCGCAUCGGGUGUCCGCUUGGAGCUUCAUUCGCCGUUACUGCCGUGGCCACCGGCGCGGGCGCAGCAGCGGCAGCCGCUGCUGCUACCGCAGCAGCCGCAGCGAUAUCAGACGCAGUUACCACCACCUUCACUACAACAGCAGCAGCAACAGCAACAGCUGCGUCAUCAGAACUCCUCGCCACUCGUGGAGACCCCAUGCCAGCCCCAUGCCGCCAUAAGCGGACUAGCCGCCAACCUUCAAGCCAAGAGCUUCACGGUUGACCGAGCUGGUUACUUCCCGCAUCCCUUUUCCACCGCAGUCGCCGCUGCUAAUGCUGCCGCCGCUGGCGGUUUACCUUCUCUCGCCACGGCUCAGCCACCAUGGUCUAACGCCUCCUCCCCCGCGGCAUGGGUGACGGAGCUACCAGACCCCCUCGGCGGCACCUCCGCCGCCGCCUCCUCAUCCGUCGCAACGUCGCGAACCCCUUCCUUUGCUGUGCGCUUCCGUGCACUCAACUUCCUGCCAGCAGCCGCCAGCCCAACGGCAGCUAGUGGCAGCGGCAGCGGCACGCCUCCAGUCGGCAGUGCUCGCAGCAGCCGUGGUUUGCAUUUGUUGUACGGGCGGCGGACAUUGGGUCUAUGCCCGGCUACGUCACCCGGUAGCAACGGCGGAGGCGGUGGCGCGUAUCGUGCUAGCACCCCACAAUCCUUCCUUGCAGUCACCUCCGCCGGUCCACCUGUCAGGGCGACUUCAGUGACGGCGGUGGCUCGUGCCGGCGCAUCUGGCGCAGUGCAAAUGACGACGGGAGGUGGCGGCGGCGGCGGUGACGGCACAGUGGCGAUGGCCAAUACCUUCUCUGACUUGCAGAUCAUUAGCUCGACAAGUCCGCUCGAAGGAGCGUCGGGAGGCAGUUUUCCCUUGACUACGUCGCACCAUCUGACGUCCAUACAGUUGUCAUCUAUGGAGCACCAGCAGCCGACGUUGACGGCGGCGGUGCCUGCGUCCGUCGCCACAGCCGCUGUUGCGUCGGAACAGCAGCAUCAGCAGCAUCCUCCCGCCUCGACAGCGACGUUGGUGGCGGCAACGCAUGCGGCGGCGGCGGAAGGUACGGCACCCGCAGCCGUCACUAAUGCCAGCGUCGCCGCCAGCGGCAAGUCUGUGAGCAACAAAUCCGGCGGCGGCGGGCCGUUGCAAGUUGUACGAAUGGCCGAGUACUACCAAGUUGCUUUUAAAAUAGUCAACGCCCUGGGUCAAGUGGCGUCAUCCUACAUAAGAGGGGCUGAGGGCGGUGCUGCCGGCGCCGCCAACGCUGCUGCUAAUGCUGCCGCCGACCCUGCUGACGGCGGCGGCAACCGGGAGCUCAGGGACCCUUCAGGACGUGUCUCGCUGCAAGGCGGGGCCGUGAUUGCGAGCACUGCCAGCCCCAAUGACGCCAGUGCCAGCGGCGCCGCUGGCAGUGCUGCUGGCGGUGGCGGUGACGGUGGCAUUACUGCCGGUGGUUUACUCGUCGUGGCUAGCCGCGGGACGGAG